CAAAAAAGUAGCAGAGUUGUUUCCGAAAAGUUUGACCCAGGCUUUUGAUGAUGUCGGGCGCUAUGCAGCAAAAACAAGAUAAUGUAGCGUUACCCGUGUUCGCUGCUGUCACCCUGGCACUCAUAACCAUCCUCAGUGUGUGGAAGUUAAAGCAGUUCAAAUAUAAAUUGGUAAAUGAAGCUGGGGUUGCAAUGUUUUAUGGUUUGCUUCUGGGGUUAACUGUGAGAUUAAUAUGGACUGAUAAAGGAGAGCAGUGUCCGGGGAACACAACAGCAACGAAUGAGCAAGAGAACACUUCUGACAUCUCGAUGGUCAACAUCACGCCACAUGGAUACAUCAGAAAUGACAAACGCCAGUUUAGCUCACAUCCUGAGGAGACCUUUGAUCUGCAGGUCCUUUUCAAUCUGUUCCUGCCACCCAUCAUCUUCCAUGGAGCUUACACUCUUAAUCAGAAACGAUUCAUUGCAAACCUGGGAUCUGUUCUCACCUACGCUUUUGCAGGUACCAUAAUCAGCUGCAUGUGCAUAGGGGCUUGCAUGUACGGCUUCACCAAACUGAUGCCACCAAAAGAAGAAUUCCUCCUCACUCACUGCCUCCUUUUUGGUGCCAUUAUGUCAGCCACUGAUCCAGUCUCAGUCCUUGGCCUGUUAUCAGAUCUGCGUGUGGACUUGGAUCUGCACAUGCUGCUGUUUGGCGAGAGUGUCCUGAAUGAUGCCGUAGCCAUCGUCCUGACACAUGCCAUCACCACCUACACCCAGAUGGAUGCAGGACUCAUCUUCGACCCCACUGCCUUUCUCCACGCCUUUGUUUUUUUUCUCGGAGUGCUCAUUGGCUCCUUCCUCUUAGGUCUCAUUUUCACAGUAAUAACAGCCCUCCUCACCAAAUUCACUCGGCUGCAUGAAAAUCCCCUGCUGGAAACGUCAGUCUUCUUCUUGCUGUCCUGGAGCAGCUACCUCUCGGCUGAAGCCUGCGGGCUAUCAGGUAUUGUGGCAGUGAUGUUUUGCGGCUUGAGUCAGGCAAGGUACACAGUUCUCAACUUGUCCUCUGAGGGCAGGGCAAGGAUCAAGCAGCUCUUUGAAGUCUUCAACUUCCUCGGGGAGAUUUCCAUCUUCGGCUACAUGGGAUAUAUAUUGUUGAAGUUCACUUGCCAUAAAUUUGAACCAGUCUUCAUUUCUGGGGCACUUCUGUCCGUCUUUCUUUCAAGAGCAUUCAACAUCUACCCUUUAUCUUUCCUGCUGAACCUUGGUCGCACAAACAAGAUACCUUGCAAGUUCCAGCACUUCAUGAUGUUUGCAGGUUUGAGGGGGGCUGUGGCUUUCAGACUGGCUGUAAAAAACACAGCUACAGAAGUGACGCGCACCAUCUUCACCACCACCCUACUGAUGAUUGGCUUCACCAUCUGGGUACUUGGUACGGCUGCCGAUCCCAUGCUGCGGCGUCUGGACAUCAGAGUGGGGGUGGAUCCAGAUGAAAACCAGGAGGACCACUCUUUUGAGAUUGCUACAGAGAGGCCAGACACAACACAGGGCCUGUGGCACUCUCUCGACUACAAAUAUCUAAAGCCAGUGCUGACUCAUUGUGGCCCCCCGCUGACUGAGUCACUGCCACAGUGUUGUGGUAUAUUUGCCAGAGUCUUCAGUAGCCCCCGUGUGCAGGAGGAUGAAGAAGAAGAGCUGUGUGAGAUAGAAGCAGGAAAAAACACCCUGGAUUUGGGGAAAACGGAGAGCCAGCAGGGAUCGUCCGAAAGCGAUUCUGCAUCCGAGCACCAAGAGGACCUGCUGGACGGAGACCUGGGCCUCGGCACUGCUCCAGUUCACCCGAGGGAGGCAAGCGGCUCCAGUACUCAGCUCUAACCUCGUCUUAUCAGCUAUUGCUCCCUGAUGUCAAAACCCCCACCUCCCAUAGUGAAUGGAGGUCACUGGUCAGGACAUCUGCCAACAGCUGACUGAGAGUUAGAGUUUCAAUGGUUCCCAAAAGGUCAUGCACUCCCCCUGUGCUGAAAUGCACGCAAAGACACACACUCACACAGGAAGGGGAAAAAAACAAUUACAAAGGCCACCGCUCUUCCUGUUGCACUGCUGAUGAUUUCCUUGUCUCAAACUGCUCUGGGGAAGUUAAAAACUGAAAUGAAAAUGUUAAGUGUACCUUUCACCUUUGUCAUAAAGCAGCAGCUGUCAUGAAAAUAAAUAAAGGUAAUAUGUUAAGUCAGAGAUUAAUUAUAAGCAGGGCAGCUACAUGAUACACGGUUACGUAAUGCUUAGGUUUCAAGCUUUAGGGAGAAUUACUCAUCACUGUACUCUGUGAUUGAACACUGCAGUAUUUCCCUUAAUCAGCUGAAAUGGUAUUUUCUUGCCAACUUUGCUUAGCUCUUCCCCAGCCCCUUAUUAAACUUUUAUUGCACUGUUUUCUGCUGCAAUCCUUUUAACUGAUUCAAAUGUAUUCUGCUAAAUUUAUUACCACCCCCACCACCCCAUCUCCUGCCAUGUCUUCCUUAUCAUUCUCUGCUGUGCAAGAAUGUAUCCAAAUGGUUAAAAGUACUAACAGCUUUCGGGGGAGAAUAAAAAAAGAGAGACGAUUUGCAUGUGAAGUUUCGCUCCAACUGCUUUAAUUAAAGAUUGCACUUUGCUGCUUUCUAUGUGCAUCACUGUAAAUCUCAGGGCCCCAUUUUUUUUUCCCCUUGAGUGAAACGGGGUGUUGUUUACUGCACAAAUACGAUUUGUGAAGGUUAGGCUGUGCGAAUAUGCAGAUGGUUAGUCGUGUAUUAAUAAAGCCAUUGUCCUUGAA
Messenger RNA from Oreochromis aureus, 2784 nucleotides. RefSeq names its product sodium/hydrogen exchanger 9-like. Gene Ontology annotation, molecular function: sodium:proton antiporter activity. Gene Ontology annotation, cellular component: membrane; recycling endosome. NCBI's taxonomy places the organism in Eukaryota, Metazoa, Chordata, Actinopteri, Cichliformes, Cichlidae. Bases 48 to 1853 code for a protein of 601 amino acids. Gene Ontology annotation, biological process: sodium ion transport; regulation of pH; proton transmembrane transport. The record is from RefSeq and is a predicted model, not a curated record. The transcript has 16 exons.